CCGCCAUUUUUGGUUUUUCUGAACGCAUUUAUAACGAGAGAAUACGUUCUCAAACAUGGCUGAAUAUCAGUACAAUGUUUUAGUGAAAUUCAGCGUUAUUAAACAUUAAAAAAGAUAUUAAAAAAAUAAUUAAAUUAAUAAUUGUAAUAUUAAUAAUUGUGAAAAAUGACAUCGAUACAUUUUGUCGUGCAUCCAUUACCAGGAACCGAUGAACAACUCAAUGAUAGACUCAAAGAAGUUGCUGAUAAAAUUAACAAAUAUGGUUUUGUUACACCAGCAGCAUUUAAUGCAAUAAAAACAUCAGUUAGACGUAUUGUUGUUGGACCAUCACAUAUUGCACUAUUGCUAGAUGACAAUAGAAUUUGUCGUGUUGCAUUUACUGUUUUAUCUGAUCGUUUAGAUUUGAGUAAAAAUGAACCCAACAGAAACUCGGGUAAAGGACAUGGAAUGGGAAAUACAAAUACAGCACCAAGCGGUAGUGGAGGUGGUGGAGGUGGUGGUGCUGGUGGAGGAGGUGGUGGAGGAGGUAGUAGUGGUGGAAGUCGAACAAAUAUAUCACGUUCACGAGCAAGAAUAAUGCGUAGCAGUUCAGCAAUACGUGGUGGUGGUAGUGGUAGUGGUUCAGGUGGUAGAAUUGGACCACCAGGUGUUAUUAUGGGAGGUGGUAAUUCUGGUGUUGGUGGUGGUAGUAGUGCUAGUGCAAAUGGUAGUAGUGGAUCACGUCCAAUAGUAUCAGUACCAGCACCAUUUGUACCAGAAGAUUUAAUAACACAAGCACAAGUUGUAUUACAAGGAAAAAGUAGAAAUCUUAUAAUACGUGAAUUACAAAGAACAAAUUUAGAUGUUAAUCUUGCUGUUAAUAAUUUAUUAUCACGUGAUGAUGAAGAAGGUGAUGAUGCUGAAGAUGCUGCUGAUAGUUAUGUACCAGAAGAUUUAAUAUCAUUACUUGAUGGUGGUUUUAGUAAUGAACAUUCAGUUAUAAUUGAUGCUGAUUCAAUGUUUUCAGAGGAUAUGUUUGGUUAUGGAGUUAUGAGAAAUCGUAGUGGUUCAUCAAGAAGACUUGGUAUUGAACGUGAUGCCGGUGGUGGUAGUGGUAGUGCUGGUGGUGGUGGUAGUGGUAGUGGUACUGGUGCUGGUGGUGCAAGUAGUGGUGGUGGUAGUGGUGCAAAUAAUAGUGGUGAACGUUCCGGUGAACGUGAACGUGAUCGUGAUAGUUUUUCACGUUGGAGAGAUCGUCAAUAUCUUGGUCCACGUAGAUGGCUUGAAUCAGCAUUAAAAGAUUGUUGGGAAAAAGAUCCAGAAAAUAAAAAAAAAGAACUUGCAUCACAAAGUCCAUUAUGGAUAUCUGAAGAAUUAGAAUGGUGGCAUGAAAGAACAUCUGAACCAGCACCAAAAUUUAUACAUAUUGCAGCAUUAUAUAGUGAAUUAAUAGCUGUAUCAACAACUGGACAAAUAUAUCAAUGGAGAUGGUCUGAUUCAGAGCCAUAUAGAUGUAUUGAUAAUACAAAUAUACAUCAUCCAAAAACAAUAACACUUGGUCUUAUUGGUGAAAAAAUAAUAAAUAUAUCAGCAACAGCAAUACGUUGUUCAGUUAGUACAGAAAGUGGUAAAGUUGCAACAUGGCUAGAUGAAACACUUGGUCAUAUUGCAUCACGUCUUGAACAUCCAGCACAAGCAUUUACUGAAUUUACACUUGAUAGAAUUGUAUCAUUACAUACAUGUGCAUUAUAUACUGUUGCUAAACUUGAAAGUGGUACAUUAUAUUGGUGGGGUGUAUUACCAUUUGCACAACGUAAAAAAUUAUGGGAAAAAUAUAAAGCUAAAUCACGUAAACAUCGUGCAUCAACAAAUAUUGUAACAACACCAAUUAAUAAUGAUGAUAUAACAUAUGGUACACAUGUUUGUAUGAAAAAUAGUCCAAUAUAUCAACCAGGUGCUAUUGGUUUUACAAUAUCAAAUGGUGUACCAAAAGUUGGACAAUUAUUAUCAGCAGCAUGGAAUUUAGAUUCAACAUGUCGUUUUAAAAUAUUACCAGCAUCAACAUUACAACAGCAACAACAACAACAACAACAAACGACAACUACAAAUGAUAGUAAUAAAAGACAUGAAUCAUCAAAUGGUAAUAGUAAUUCAAAUGGUAAUAGUAGUGGUAUUAAUAAUUUAACAAGUGGAAAUGGUAGUAAAACAUCAACACCAAUAACAACAACAACAGCUGCUGCAGCAGUAGCAACACCAACGACGACAGCAACAACAGCAACAUCAUCAUCGUCAUCUUCAUCAUCAUCAUCAAAUAAUUAUAAAGAAACAGCUGAUAGAUUAGAUAUGCCACCACCACCAUCACCAGCAUCAAGUACAUGUAGUGAUACUGGUAGUAUAACAACAGCAACUGGUGGUCAUAAACGACAAAAACGUAUGGCACCAAGAAGUGAAGGUGAACCUGAAAGAAAAGAUGAAGAAGAAUGGCAAUUAAAAGAUGUUGUAUUUGUUGAAGAUGUUAAAACAGUACCAAUUGGUAAAGUUGUUAAAGUUGAUGGUCCAUGUGUUGCUGUUAAAUUUUUUGUUAAAGAUAAUAUAACAACAACAACAACAGUAUCAGGAACAACAACAACAACAUCAUCAUCAUUAACAACAACAACAACAACAAAAGAUAAAGAUAAUUUAUUAUUAUCAUCAUCAUCAUCAUCAUUAAUGACAUCUGAUAUUAAAGAAACAACAACAAAUGACGAAGCUAAAAUACUUGCUGAUUGUAGAUUAUUGAGAAAAGAUGAUUUACAAGUUGUUAAAACAUCAGUUAAUACACGUGCACCAGAUUGUUUUCAACGUACACCAAGACGUGUUAAUAUUGCUGAUGGUACUAGUGAAUUAUUAUUAACAGUAUCAACUGAUGGACAAGGUAUACAUGCUGUUAUUAAAAAUAAUGCAAAUAAAUUAAAUUAUGUUGUUUAUAAUUUAAGUACUGGUAGAUAUGUACAAGAUUGUUUUUUACCAUCAGAUAUAACAUCAUUUAUGGGUAUUGAUACACAAAAUAUUAGUUUAACAAGUGCUGGUGAAAAUACAGAAUGUUCAAUGAUAUUACGUGAUGGUAAUAAUACAAUAUAUCCAAUAUCAAAAGAUUGUGUUGAAUCAAUACGUGAUCCACAUUGGCUUGAUUUAUUACCAGUAUUAACAAUUGGAUCAUCAACAAUACCAAUACCAAGUUGUUCAAAUUCAAAUAAUCUUAAAUCACAAGUUGCUGUUAUUGCAUUGGUAUUUGAUAAUUUAUUAUUAAUGCCAAAAAUAUUAAGAUGUGAUUAUGAUGGUGUUAAACAAAUAUUAUUUAAUAUUGAACAUGAUAUUAAUAAAUCAUCACAAAUUGGACAAUCAUCAAUAAUACAAGGUAUAUUACAAGAACGUUGUGAUGGUAAUCGUAAUAUUUUACAUACAUGUAUUAGUAUGUGUUCACCAUCAUCAAAUAAAGAUAAUGAACAUGGUGGUAUUGGAGGUAUUGGUGGUAUUGGAGGUAUUGGUGGUGGUGGUAGUGGUGGUAAUAAUAGUGGUGUUGAACGUGAAUUAAUAACAUGUCAAGUUGAUGGUAAUUCAACACCAAUUGAAGAACAAAUACCACCAUUAAGUUGGCCACCAGAAUUAGAUAAUACAUCUGGUGAAGAAGAUAGUUUAUUAAGUAUUGGUGCAGCAAGUUUAUCAAUGAUGAAUAAAAAUAAUUCAUCUAUUGGUAUUGGUAAUAUUGGUAAUAUUGGAAUUGGUAUUGGUAAUUCAACAUCAUCAACAACAGCAUCAACAACAACAACCACAUCAACAACAAUACCAACAACAACAAAUAAUUCAACAAACAAUGUUUAUAUUAGUGAUUCAACUGAACGUCGUAAUAAUGCAUUAUUUAUAUUAAAAUAUAUAUGUGAAAGUCAAUUAUUUCAACCAUAUCUUAAAGAAUUAUUAACAUCAAAAGAUGCACAAGGACAAACACCAUUAAUGCUUGCUGUAUCAGUACGUGCAUAUCAUGCUGCAUUAAUAAUACUUGAUACAAUUCAACGUAUUGGUAAAGGUGAUAAUAAAGAAUGUACAUCAAUGAUAUUACCAACAGAUGCAAGUCCAGAUUUAUCACCAUUAUUUGUAACAUGUUGUAAUGAUACAUGUAGUUUUACAUGGACUGGUGAUGAUCAUAUUAAUCAAGAUAUAUUUGAAUGUCGUACAUGUGGUUUAACUGGUUCAUUAUGUUGUUGUACUGAAUGUGCACGUGUUUGUCAUCGUGGUCAUGAUUGUAAAUUAAAAAAAACAUCACCAACAGCAUAUUGUGAUUGUUGGGAAAAAUGUAAAUGUCGUGCAUUAAUAUCUGGACAUCAAGGUGCACGUUAUGAUUUAUUAUGUCGUCUUGUUACAAAUACUGAUCUUGCAACAAAAAUUAAUUCACGUGGUGAAAGUAUAUUAUUAUUUUUAGUACAAACAGUUGGUAGACAAUCUGUUGAACAACGUCAAUUUCGUUCAACACCAAGACAAAGAUCAACAUCAACAAGUCGUAAAACACCAACAUCUGAUGGUAUUGGUAUUAAUUCAUAUAUGCCUGAACAUGAUCUUGAACCACCACGUUUUAGUAGACGUGCAUUAGAAAGAUUGCUAAAUGAUUGGCCAGCAGUACAAUGUAUGAUUAUGUCUGGUGUUACUGAUAAUAAAAAUGAUCAAUUAUUUGGUGAUGCAUCAUCAUCAACAGCAACUAAUAAUCAAAAUAAUCAAAAUAAUAAUAGUAAUAAUAACAAUGCAUCAUCAUCAUCAUCAGUUAAACAAAGUGGUACAGCAUUACUUGAUAAAUUUACUCAUACAUUAAUUGUUAAAAGUACAUCUGAAAUGCUUGAUACAUUAUUAACAACAUUAAUACGUGAAUUGCAAAAUGAUACAAUACCUGGACGUCAAGAUGAAGCACAAAUUGUUGCACGUAGAUUUGUUAGAUCAGUUGCUAGAAUAUUUGUUAUAUUUACUAUUGAAAUGGCACCAAAUACAACUAAAAAUCGUACACGUAGUGCAAGUCAAGCAACACCACCAUUAAUUAAAUGUCGUCGUGUAUUUCGUGCAUUAAUAAAAUUAGCUGUUGAAGAAUUAUGUGAAACAGCUGAUUCAUUAAUAGCACCAGUUAGAUUAGGUGUUGCUAGACCAACAGCACCAUUUACAUUAACAAGUUCAGCAAUUGAAGUUAUAAAUGGUUCAGAAGAAUUAUUUUCAAUUGAACCAUUAAUACCACAUAGUGUACAAAAUUUAAAUGUUAAUAUGGAUACAUCAACUGUUAAUCGUCAAGUUGGUCUAUCAUCAUCAUUAAAUAAUAAUAAUAAUGUUAAUAAUAAUAAUAACAAUAAUAAUCAUGAUGGUAUUGUUGCUAGAGAUGAUAGAGAUGUUGCAAUGGAUGAUAGUGAUACUAUUCCAGGUUCAGCAGAUGUUAGUGGUGUUAUUGGUGGUAUUGUUGAUGAUGUUAUUGUUGAUGGUAAUAUUGCUGGUGAACCAAUGGAUCUUGAUAAUGAUGGUGAUAUAACUGAUAAUGAUGUUCCACAAAAUCAACAUCAACAACAACAGCAACAACAAAUUGAAGCUAAUGGUAGAGUUGGUGGUCGUAGAUCUGGUACUGGUGAUGAUGAAUCAGAUGGUGAACUUGAUUUACUUGCUGAGGGUGAAACAGAAUCAGAUUCAGAUGAUAAUCAUAGUAAUCAAGAUGCAGCAUCAGCACAAAGAUCAGUACAAACUGGUGCAACAGCUGGUUCAGAUGGUGGUAUGGGUUCAAUUUUAUUAUUUCCAGAUGAUGAAUCUGGUGAAUCAAGCCAACAAGAAGAUGAUGAAAGUGAAGCUGGUGAAACAGAUGAACAAGAUACUGAAGAAUUUCAAAUUGGUGAUGAAUUAUUAGAAAGACGUAGUGGUACAUCAAGUCAUUUACAUCGUAAUAAUUUAGCACCAGUAUCAAUGCAAUGGGCAAUUAGAAAUCGUGAAACAAAUACACGUACUGCUGGUUUACGUGUUAGUGGUGGUAGUAAUAUGAUAUUUAUUGAUCCAUCAUCAUUACGUAGAUCAACAGCAACAUCAGCUGUUGCUGCUGCUGCUGCUGCAGCACAAGAACCAAUAACAAUGGGAACAACAGCAAGUUGUCUUGCACGUGCAUUUGGUAUUGUUAUUAGAAUGAUUGCUGAUUUAUUAACAAUGAUACCAAAUUAUAAAAAUAAUGCACCAUCAUUACCACGUUUAAUUGAUAUUACAUAUCAAGAUGCAAUUAAUUUACAAAAUUAUUUAGAAGGACAUUUAAAACCAACAUGGAAUUGGUUAUUAAUUGUUAUGGAUGCAACUGAAGCACAAUUAAGAUUUGGUGUAUCAUUAACACAAAGUGCUGAUCCAACACAUCCUGAACAUCCAUUAAAUAGUGCACCAUCAUUGGGUGGUAAUAAUUUUACUGGUUUAUUAAAUUCUGCUGCAUUAUCAGUAACAUUACAAGGUGCUGCUGCUGCUGCUGCAGCUGCAGCAGCUGCUGGACGUAAUCAACGUACAAGUGGUAUUGGUAGUACAUCAAAUAUGUCUAGUGGUAAUCAAUCAUCAACAAGAUUAACUGUUGGUUUUGCUGGUGUUGGUGAUACUAAUAGAAAUAGUGGUGGUAGAGGUGAUCGUGAUAAUAGUGGUGAUGCACAUUGGGCAAGACGUGAAUUUUUAUCAUAUUGUUUAUCAUUAAUGAGAGCACAUAAUGGUGAACACAGAGAUAGUUUACCUGUACUUGAUGUAUCAGCAUUACGACAUGUUGCAUAUGUAUUUGAUGCAUUAGUUUAUUAUAUGAGAUCAUUAAAUGAACCACUUGGUAAUACAAUACGUAAUAGUGAUAUACAUCAACAUCAACAACAACAACAGCACCAACAACAACAGCAACAACAACAGCAACAACAACAGCAGCAACAACAAAAAGAUACAUACGCAGCAUGGAAUGAUCAAGAUGAUAAUGAUAAUGAUGAUAAUGAUGAUGAUAAUAAUAUACAUUCAGCAUCAACAGCUAUGGAAACUGAUGCUGUUGAUUAUCCAGAUUUAUUACAAGUACCAGUAUAUAGUAAUGUUGGUGCUGGUGCUAGUGGUGCUAGUAUUAUUUCUGGUACUGGUAUUGGUAAUAAUAUUGCAACAACAUUAAAUAUACAAAAUUCAACAACUGGUAAAGGAAGAAAACAUCCAUUUUUACAAAGAUCAGAUUCAACAUUGUGUCUUGGUUGUCCACCACUUGAUCCAUUUGAUACAACAGUUAGUGAAGCACUACCACUUGCUGAUCAACCACAUUUAUUACAACCACAUUCACGUCGUGAAGAAUUAUUUGGUGUACCAAGACAAACAUCAUCAACUGGUCCUAAUAAUACAAAUAUUAAUACAAAUCCAUAUGAUUCAUUACCAUCAAGACUUGGUUUAUCAGCACGUAAUUCUGAAAAUUUAACAACAUUUAAUCAAGUUAUACAAGGCUCAACAAUUGGACAAAAUAUUGUUAAUAUACCAUCACCAUCAACAUCAACAUCAACAUCAUCAUCAUCAACAACAACAACAAUAAUAAAUAAUCAACAACAACAACAACAGCCAGGUUGUAGUAAAAAUAAUGAUAAACAAAAAUUAAAUGAUAAUCAAAUUGAAGUUAUACCUGAACAACAUAUUGAUAGAGCACCAAUUAUUGUAUCACCACCAAAUAAUCAAAAUGAAACAAUAACAACUGUUGCAAUGGUUAAUGCACCAAUGAAUAAUAAUAGUAAUUCAACAUCACCAAGAUUACAACCACCAACAUCACCAUCAAUAAAUACCAAGAAUAAAGAACAACAACAACAAAAAAUAAAUUUUACAAUCAACAGUGGUAGUAGUACUAGUGCUAGUGCUAGUGUUGGUGCUAGUGCUAGUAGUAACAGUUGUAAUAAUAGUAAUAAUAAUAAUAAUAAUAAUAAUAGUGGUAGUAGUAGUAGUACUAGUAGUAGCAGCAGUAGUAGUAAUAGUAAUAAUAGUAAUAAUAUUAAUAAUAUUAAUAAUAGUAAUAAUAGUGGUAGUAGUUGUGUAAACAAUACAAGUGGUGGUAGAAGUGUUAUUGUAAGAGCUGGCACUGUAACAGAUACAGUAACAACAAUAAAUAAUAAAAUAAUUGGUGGACCACCAGAAGUAUUAGUUAUACCAACACUUGAUACACAAAAUGGUAAUGAAGAAGUUGAUCCAGCAACAACUAGUCAAGAAAUAUCAGCACAUGAAACAGUUGAAACAAGUCCAAUUGAAAUACAACGUACUAAUAAUAUUAUAAAUAAUAAUAUUAGUACAAAUAUAUCACAUAAUAUAUUACUUGGAAGAUGGAGAUUAUCAUUGGAUUUAUUUGGUCGUGUAUUUAUGGAAGAUGUUGGUCUUGAAGCUGGUUCAAUUGUAUCUGAACUUGGUGGUUUUCCAGUUAAAGAAGCAAAAUUUAGACGUGAUAUGGAAAAAUUACGUAAUUCACAACAAAAAGAUAUAACAUUAUUAAAAGUUGAACGUGAUAGAACACAAUUACUUGUUCAAACAAUGAAAGAAUUAAAUACACAAUAUAAUCUUUAUAAUCGUAGAGCAUCAAAUACACCACCAUUAGCUGUUAAUCGUGUUAAAGUUACAUUUAAAGAUGAACCUGGUGAAGGUUCUGGUGUUGUUAGAAGUUUUUAUACAGCAAUUGCUGAAGCUUUACUUGCUAAUGAUAAAUUACCAAAUCUUGAAGCAGCACAAGUUGGAUCAAAAUAUUCACAAUAUAAUGUAUUACAAAAAUUAAAAAAUCGUGAUAGAGAUCGUGAUUUACGUAGACAAAAUCCAAGAUCAUCAGCUAAAUAUCGUGAAGCAAGAAGAACAUUAUCAUUUGAAGCACGUUCAUUUCAUCCAUCAACAGCAUUAGUUGAAAUUGCAAGUGGUUCUGGUAGUGCUAAUAAUCCUGGUGGUAGUGGUAGCGGUGUUGGUCUUGGUAUUGGUAUUGGUGGUUCAACAUCAUCACCAUCAUCAUCAUCAGCAACAACAACAACAACAAAUCAAAGUGGUAAUACUGGUUCUGGUAAUAAUUCUGCAUCAAGUAGUGGAUUAGCAACAACAGCAGCAGUAGCAGCAUCUUCAUCAUCAUCAUCAUCGUCAUCAUUAAAUAGUAGUCAUAUUGUACCAGGUUCUGGUGGUAAUAUUGCUGUUAAUAUUUCAACACAUAAUAUUGGAGGAAGUAGUAGUAGUGGAGGUGCAGGAAAUAAUGCUCCAAAUGUAUCACACAUAUUAUCAAAUAAUGAGCAUUUAACAUCACAUCAACAAACACUUGGUGAUAGAAUAUAUCCAAAAGUACAUGCAUUAAAACCUGGUUUUUCUGAAAAAAUAACUGGUAUGUUACUUGAAUUAUCACCAGCACAAUUAUUAAUGUUAUUAGCAUCUGAAGAAGCAUUACAACAAAAAGUUGAUGAAGCAUAUGAAUUAUUACACAGUCAUAUACAUGACAUGACUAAUGAAGCAUUACUUGAUUUAGAUGUAUUCAGUUUAACUGAACGUGGAAAUAAUAGUAAUAGUGGUGUUGGUGGUAGUGGUACUAGUGGUGGUAGUGGUAAUAAAAAGAAAAUUGAUAAUACAAUGAUUUAUGAUACUGAAGAUAAUGCACCAUUAUUUUAUGCACCAGGUAAACGUGGUUUUUAUACACCAAGACAAGGACGUGCUAGUUAUGAAAGAAUAAAUGCAUUUAGAAAUGUUGGAAGAUUAAUAGGAUUAUGUUUAUUACAAAAUGAAUUAUGUCCAAUAUUUUUAAAUCGUCAUGUUAUUAAAUAUAUAUUAACAAGACAAAUACGUUUUCAUGAUCUUGCAUUUUUCGAUUCAGUUAUAUAUGAAAGUCUUCGACAAUUGGUUAUUGAUGCUGAAACAAAAGACAGUAAUAGUUUAUUUUCAGCUCUUGAUUUAACAUUUAGUAUUGAUUUAUGCCCUGAAGAAGGUGGUGGAUCAAUUGAAUUAAUACCAAAUGGACGUGAUAUUGAAGUAACAUCAACAAAUGUUUAUGAUUAUGUUAGAAGAUAUGCUGAAAUAAGAAUGAUUAAAGUACAAGAAAAAGCACUUGAAGCUAUGAGAGAAGGUGUAUUUGAUGUAUUACCAGAAGGUGCACUUGAUGGACUUACAUCAGAAGAUCUUAGAUUACUUCUUAAUGGAGUUGGUGAUAUUAAUGUAUCAAUGCUUAUAUCUUAUACAUCAUUUAAUGAUGAAUCUGGUGAAUCAAUGGAAAGACUUGUUAAAUUUAAACGAUGGUUAUGGUCUAUUGUUGAAAAAAUGACUCAUGUUGAACGACAAGAUUUGGUUUAUUUCUGGACUGGAUCACCAGCACUGCCAGCAAGUGAAGAUGGUUUUCAACCAAUGCCAACAGUUACAAUAAGACCAGCUGAUGACGCUCAUUUACCAACAGCAAACACGUGUAUUUCACGUUUAUACGUUCCAUUGUACAGCUCUCGUCACGUAUUGCGUCACAAACUUUUACUUGCUAUUAAAACUAAAAAUUUUGGAUUUGUAUGAAGUGUAGUAAUUAACUAAAAAAAAAAUCAAUUAUAAAUUAUCAAUUUCUUAUUAUUCGUGAUUUAAUAUUUGCGUGUUUUUCAUGCAAUCAGGCAUAUGCCUUGUGCCCCAAUUAAUCAUAAGAUUAAGAGAUAAAAUAAAAUUAAAAAAAAGUUAUAGAUUGUUAUUUUUUUCUUCUUUUUUUUUUUUUUUUUUUCCUUUUUUUUUUUUUAGAUAAAAAAAAAAAAAAAAAAAUAUACAAAAAAAAGUAAUAAAUGAAAAAAAAAAACAAAAAAAAAACAAUAAAUUUGUAACAUUUAUAAAUUUAUAUAAUGUAAUUAUGGAGUAUUUUUGACUUGAAAAAAGAAAAAAAAAAAAAAAUAAUCUUUUUUUUUUUUGUUGUUUAUUAUUAUUAAUUAUUAUUAUUAUUAUUAUUAUUAUUUCUUUUUUGCUUUAUACUUGAUCAUCAAAUUAUGAUAAGAUUUUAUGUUAAUGUGUCAUAUUUAGACUUUAUAUAGUAACUACAAAUAAAAAAUAAAAUGAAUAAUAAAACAAAAAAAAAAAAAAAAAAA
Aphidius gifuensis is the source of this 11051-nucleotide messenger RNA. It is a transcript of the gene hyd, whose product is annotated as E3 ubiquitin-protein ligase UBR5. Bases 166 to 10500 code for a protein of 3444 amino acids. Gene Ontology annotation, biological process: DNA damage response; protein polyubiquitination; regulation of double-strand break repair. Gene Ontology annotation, cellular component: nucleus. Gene Ontology annotation, molecular function: ubiquitin-protein transferase activity; zinc ion binding; RNA binding. The record is from RefSeq and is a predicted model, not a curated record. Lineage: Eukaryota; Metazoa; Arthropoda; Insecta; Hymenoptera; Braconidae. The transcript is spliced from 4 exons.